UGACAUCUGAAGCCAGCAGCUGCCAGGAAGGGCGGUAGGGAGGUUUUGCUUCCAUCAUUAUUUUUUGUAUCAGUAAAUAGCCAAGAGCUAUGAUACCCACCGAGGAGAGCUCGGGCCGGAAGCGGGCAAUAGAAGAGAAGCUCAAGCAGGAGGAGGAAACUUUAAAUUUUAUUAGAGAGAGUUUGGACAAAAGUGACCAGCUGACAAACAACAUGGUUUCCAUUCUGUCCUCUUUUGAGAGCCGUCUCAUGAAGUUGGAAAAUUCCAUCAUUCCAGUGCACAAGCAGACAGAGACCCUCCAGCGCCUACAGGAGAACGUGGAACGUACUUUGUCUUGCCUGGACCAUGUGAUCAGUUACUAUCAUGUUGCUACGGAGACAGAGAGAGUCAUCAGGGAAGGACCCUCUGGGCGACUUGAGGAAUAUCUGAACUGCAUUGCUAAAAUCCAGAAGGCUGUGGAGUAUUUCCAGGACAACAAUCCUGAUAGCCCGGAGCUGAACAGAGUGAAAUCCCUGUUUGAGAGAGGAAAAGAGUCAUUAGACACCGAGUUCCGGAGCCUCCUUCAAAGACACAGUAAACCGGUACCACCUAUCCUCAUCUUGGAUCUGAUUGGCUCUGAUGAGGAAAUUGAGGGACAGGAAGAUGGGGUUAUUGAGCAUCUCCCAGAGGGAAUCCUGCAGGAUGUGAUUCGUAUCUCACAGUGGCUGGUUGAGUAUGGAAGGAACCAAGAUUUUAUGACUGUUUACUACCAGAUACGCUCAAGCCAGCUGGACAGGUCUCUAAAAGGUCUAAAGGAGCACUUCCGAAAGAACAGCUCCUCCUCAGUUCCCUAUUCCCCUGCAGUGCAGAACAAGAGGAAGGACACCCCCACCAAGAAGCCAGUCAAAAGGCCAGUCUUCAUCCCAGGAACUAUCCGCAAGGCUCAGAAUCUCCUCAAACAAUACUCGCAGCACGGGCUGGAUGGGAAAAAGGGAGGGUCCGGCCUCGGAGUCUUAGAAGGUCAUGAACAGGACUCACGUGGCCGAUACCAUGGAGAGGCCAUGGGAGAUAAACACGGGCCGGCAUCUGGGAAGGAAGACAUGUUGGACCUGGAGAUUGACACCUACGUUUACUGCAUUAGCGCCUUUGUCCGCUUGGCACAGAGUGAAUACCUGCUCCUUAUGGACAUAAUUCCUGAGCAUCACCAAAAGAAGACAUUUGACUCUCUCAUCCAGGAAUCUUUGGAUAAUCUGAUUUUGGAGGGGGAGAAUAUUGUGUUGGCUGCCAAGAAAGCCAACUCCCGGCACGAUUUCACUUCUGUCCUAAGCAUCUUUCCCAUACUCCGCCACCUCAAGCUCACUAAACCUGACUUCGAUAAAGUUUUGCAGGGGACAGCAGCCAGCACCAAGAACAAACUACCCAACAUCAUAACCUCAAUAGAGACAACUGGAGCCAAAGCACUGGAAGACUUUGCAGAUAGUAUCAAGAAUGACCCUGAUAAGGAGAAUAGUAUGUCCAAAGAUGGGACUGUGCAUGAAUUGACCAGUAACGCUAUUCUGUUCUUACAGCAGCUACUGGAGUUUCAGGAGACAGCGGGGGCCAUGCUUGCUUCACAAGAGACCAGCUCCACCGCUAGUACUUACAGUACUGAGUUCAACCGCCGUCUACUCAGCACCUAUAUCUGUAAAGUUCUAGGAAACUUGCAGCUGAAGCUUCUGUCCAAGUCCAAGGUGUAUGAAGAUCUGGCUCUAGGGGCAAUCUUCCUGCACAACAACUACAAUUAUAUACUCAAGUCACUGGAAAAAUCAGAGCUAAUGCAGUUGGUGGCUGUUACUCUGAAGAAUCCAGGCAGACAAUACCAAGAGCUCAUCGAGCAGCAGAUUAAGAUCUAUAAGCACAGCUGGUUGCGCGUAACUGACCAUGUGUGUGUGCAAAACAUGCCUUUGUUGCAAGGACCCAAGUUGAAAGACAAGGAGCGCCAGAUGAUAAAAGAGCGGUUUAAGGGAUUUAAUGAUGGAUUAGAAGAGAUCUGUAAGAUCCAGAAAUCAUGGGCCAUCCCAGACAAGAGGCAGCGCGAGCACAUCCGGCAACAACAGAGGAGCUUUGUGCAGGAAGCAUAUGGAACAUUCUUACUUAAAUAUGGCACUGGUGUAAAUUUCACUAAGAACCCAGACAAAUACAUCAAAUACUCUGUUGAACAGGUUGGUGCUAUGAUUGACCGGCUAUUUGAUACAUCUGCGUGAUGCCAGCAUUCUAUUGGUGGAUAUAUUCUAUGAAUAUACCAGCAGCCUGACUGUAUAUAAAUCUAUAAUCUAACUCAAUAAAAUGAAUCACAUUCA
This is a messenger RNA of Bombina bombina (fire-bellied toad), 2318 nucleotides long. It is a transcript of the gene EXOC7, whose product is annotated as exocyst complex component 7. Gene Ontology annotation, molecular function: phosphatidylinositol-4,5-bisphosphate binding. The record is from RefSeq and is a predicted model, not a curated record. The transcript has 21 exons. Bases 90 to 2222 code for a protein of 710 amino acids. NCBI's taxonomy places the organism in Eukaryota, Metazoa, Chordata, Amphibia, Anura, Bombinatoridae. Gene Ontology annotation, biological process: exocytosis. Gene Ontology annotation, cellular component: exocyst.